Messenger RNA from Styela clava, 2310 nucleotides. Its product is annotated as heat shock 70 kDa protein 14-B-like. Lineage: Eukaryota; Metazoa; Chordata; Ascidiacea; Stolidobranchia; Styelidae. The record is from RefSeq and is a predicted model, not a curated record. Gene Ontology annotation, molecular function: ATP-dependent protein folding chaperone; ATP binding.
CGGAAGCAUGGACUUGGUGGUGGAGGAAGCCGUAACCGACCAGCGGUUACGUGAACCACCCAACAACGGCGAGGAGUCCAGCAAUCGAACCUGCGAACCCACGCAGAGUAAUUAGAGGUGCGGCGUAUUCCUAAGCCCUAGCCCUUCAAGUUUUUCACUCUGUUCUUAUUUUACUAGAUGUUCAUUUAAUAUUUAACUAUAUUAUAAGCAGUAGUUCAAAUAUUCAAUACUGCAAUAUCAUGUCUAUUGGUGUACAUUUGGGAAACACAUCAGCCUGUAUUGCUGUAAGCAAAAAUGGGAAAGUUGACGUUGUUGCAAAUUCCCAUGGUGAUCGUCUUACUCCAGCAAUGGUGACGUUUCUUGCUGACGAAACUCUUGUUGGGUUUUCGUCCAAACAGGUGGCACAUCGUUAUAUACAAGAGACUGUUCGUCAUGCUAACAGUUUACUUGGAAAAAGGAUGGACAAUCAUAGUGGAAAAGAAAUGAAUGGUACACAAGAUGAUAUGGGAUUCUCUUUGAAUGAAGAUGGAAUGCUGGUAUUCAAUGUAAAACAUGGACAAAAAAACAUAUCCCAUUCUGCGAAUCAUAUCGUAAAACUAAUUCUCGAAAAUAUUUUUGAAACUGCUCGCAGUCAGGCUGGUAACGAUGUAAAUGAGGUUGUAGUUUCUGCUCCUAUUGGAUACACAUCAUCUUACCGUGACGCUUUGACAGAUGCUGCUUCCAAUGCUGGAUUUGAAGUUUUGCGAGUCAUCAGUGAACCAUCAGCUGCGGCUUUGGCAUAUGGCGUUGGGAUGGAUGCUACGGAAACCUUACCGUAUCAAGUAUUGGUAUUUCGUGCUGGAGGAAUCACUGAAGACGCUACACUUCUUGAAGUGUGCAAUGGGAUGAUCUGUAUUAAAAAGUAUAUAACAAAACAGUAUGGGGGAGAUGUUUUGACAGAAGAUAUUGCUAAUCACUUUGCAUCCAUAUUUGAACGUGAAAACAGAAUGUCUGUGGCUCAAAACAAAAGAGCAAUGAGUAAGCUUAAAACCCACUCAGAAAAGUGUAAGCAUGUUUUGUCUACUAUGCCAUCAGCGUCGUGCCAUAUUGAUUCUCUAUAUGAUGGGAGAGAUUUUAAUGGCAAUAUUUCUCGAUCAAGAUUUGAAAUGCUUGUAAAUGAUCAUCUUCAGGCGCUUGUGGCACCAAUUAAGGAGAUCUUAUUUGAUACUGAUGCAAAUGAUAUUAAAAAAGUUAUAAUGUGUGGCGGAACAUCAAAUAUUCCACGAUUACAGGAUAUGGUUUCAAAAUUGUUACCAAAAUCUGAAAUGUUAUCAAGUAUACCACCUUCUGAAGUAAUUGCCUUUGGUAAUGCUACCGAAGCUGGUUUGUUAAUAAACCUGGAUAAUACUGAAUUAGCGGAUGAAGAUUGUGAAAUACCCGCAGCACCCGUUGAUAUUUAUUUAAAUCUUUUGGAUAAGACUGAUCUGGUUAUCAAGGAAAAAACUUUCUUACCAUUUACAGUAGAUGAAGAUUAUUUGAUUCCAUUGGAUAAAACAGAAUGCUCUGUUCAAAUAUUAUUCAAAGAUUCAACACAAUCAGAGGAUAGUGAAUUUCAAAAAUUGUCUGAAAUUACAUUGGAUAAACUUACACCAGGAUCAUGUUUACAUGUUCAUCUAAAGUAUUUUGCUAAUGGACACCUUCAUUUUACAUGUUUGGAUAAAGACAGUGGUAACACUAAAACUUUAACCAUUGGGAGUUAAUGAAGGAGCAAAUUACAUGUAAUAAUAUUCUUAGGCAAUUUUAGAACAUAUCUUGACACAUUUUCGUAUGUAAUUCAACUUCAAAAUAUUUUCCACCAUGAAAAGCAAAAUAACUGUUAGAUUCUGCUAUAAUAUUAUUUCAAUUCUUCCACAGUAAAAGGUAUUCAAGUUCAUUAGCUGAACAUACCCUUGAAAGAAUUUGGCCAAAUCACAAGAACUCAAAAUAUUCAUUUAUAUGAAAAAAUUAGCUAUUUGUAUGACAUGUUGUGUUACUACUGUUGUGGCUAGAAGACUACUAACCAACAGUUCCAUGGCAGUAUCAAUUGAAAUAUUAGAAUCCCUACAAAAUUCCGUUGGCAUUUAUUUGACUUAAUUUUUAAAGCAUGAAUAGGAAGUUUUUAUUUACCGUAUUUGGCCAAUACAUUCUGCUAGUAUACGACAGUGAAUAUUGCUUGACUAUCUUGAGAAUUCUGUUUGUUAUAGUACGUAUUCUGUAUAAGGUUGAACUGCAAUUAUUUAAGCAUCAUCUGGUUCGUCAUUUCAAUUGUUAUCAGUUAUUUUCAAUUUCAGA